AUGGCUUCAUUCCACAAGACUGCAACUAUAAUAAUAGUUGUCCUUUGCUCAUGCAACGUCCUCAAAGGUGAUCCAGAUGAAACAGUGGUAUCCAAAAUCUGCAAUGGAGACACGGGGACAACCUGGUCGUACAAUGAUUUGGUCAAUGAUCUCCUUCAAGAUCUAGUGGACCAUACACCGGGCUCUGGCUUCAAUUAUUAUAAAGAGAAGGAUGAGUUCUUGACUAAUUCCUGCUAUGGUCAUGGAGCAUGCAAUGGGUUACUCACACCUCCGGAUUGCCACAAAUGCUUAGGUGACGCCAAGGAACUGAUACAGAAGGAUUGUCACUUUAGCGUCGGCGCUCAAGUUCAGCUUCAAGACUGUAGAAUUAGAUCUUGUAGCCUCUCCAACUUUCGCAGAGUAGAAAAGAGUGCAAAGCGGCUGUGCAUUAGAUAA
Molecule: messenger RNA, 435 nt
Organism: Rhodamnia argentea
Lineage: Eukaryota; Viridiplantae; Streptophyta; Magnoliopsida; Myrtales; Myrtaceae
Product: antifungal protein ginkbilobin-like protein
Exons: 2
Coding region: 1-435 (144 amino acids)
Cellular component (GO): plasmodesma
Source: RefSeq, a predicted model, not a curated record